This is a messenger RNA of Temnothorax curvispinosus, 423 nucleotides long. RefSeq lists its product as uncharacterized. Bases 177 to 374 code for a protein of 65 amino acids. The record is from RefSeq and is a predicted model, not a curated record. Lineage: Eukaryota; Metazoa; Arthropoda; Insecta; Hymenoptera; Formicidae. The transcript is spliced from 2 exons.
AUCACCAGUGCCGCGCAUGUUCUCAACUGCCGUGCAAUAUCCCUGCGUGGUCCGCGUGGCGUGAAAAACGGUAUAUUUCUAGCAUUAUGCGAAUCGAUUCAAAACGCGAUAAUAAUAUCUUAUUUUGGAUAUAUGUCCAGUCAUCCAGUCAAUUCAGUUGAUUCCGACAAGUCGCGAUGAGCCGACAAGCCGUCCUAAGACUUUACAAGGACAUUCUGAGAUACGGCGAAACUUUGAGGCUCACAAAUAAGAAGUAUUUUCGCUACAGGAUCCAGACGGCUUUUAGGAAUAACAAAAAUCUGUCCGACGAAGCGACGAUAGACUUCCAAUUGAAGAAGGGUAUGAAACUCUUGGAAGCUAGGAAAGUGGUAUAGAUAUCAUUUUGCUGCACCAAAAGACUUAUGAAGACAAAGGAAGAGUCAU